This is a messenger RNA of Branchiostoma floridae (Florida lancelet), 1141 nucleotides long. Its product is annotated as glyoxalase 3-like. Lineage: Eukaryota; Metazoa; Chordata; Leptocardii; Amphioxiformes; Branchiostomatidae. The record is from RefSeq and is a predicted model, not a curated record. Bases 143 to 823 code for a protein of 226 amino acids. The transcript has 6 exons.
GUGUCAAAGGUCACCCGGCAGGUAUACACCCCUGACUAGCGCCCACCGCCCACUACAGACGCGGUAACACAUCGCACAGGUCACACCGAGAAUCUGUCUGUCUUCAACCUGCUCGGAGCAAAGAUAUAAUUCACGGUCCAAGAUGGCAGUUCUGCUGGUAGUAACCGGACACGGGCAGCUAGGUAACACGGGGAAGCCCACUGGCUGGUAUCUGCCGGAAGUCGCGCAUCCCUGGAAGGUCUUCACGGACGCCGGGCUCAAGGUCACCUUCGCCAGCCCCAAGGGAGGGAAGACGCCGAUGGACCCUGGCAGUGCUGAGGCGUUUAAACAGGAUCCCAUCUGUACGGAUUUCCUAAAGAACACGGACAUCAUGGCCCAGCUGGACAGCACUGCGUCACUGGCUAAGGUCAAACCAGGCGACUACAAGGCUGUUUUCUUUGCCGGUGGCCACGGUACGAUGUGGGACUUCCCUGAUGACGUCAACGUCCAAAAAGUGACCACUGCCGUCUAUGAGCAGGGAGGGGUGGUGUCGUCCGUGUGCCACGGCCCGGCAGCCUUCGUUAACGUGAAGCUGUCGGACGGCAGUUACCUGAUCAACGGGAAGAAGCUGACGGGUUUCACCAACAACGAGGAGAACGCGGUGAAGCUGAUGGAGGUCAUGCCUUUCGCCAUGGAGACCAAACUCCGGGAGAGAGGCUGCGACUUCGUCGAGGCUCCGCUGUUCACGGAAAACGUGCAGGUGGCAGGCCGCCUUGUGACGGGACAGAACCCGGCCUCCGCCACGCCCACAGCAGCGGCAGUCGUCAAGGCCAUCAAAGGCUGAACAGCGACACCAUACGGACUGCUCAUGUACUGCACAUACAACGCUCGCAUAUUGCUCAUGGACUAGUCUGCUAGUUAAAUAUAUUGCUAAACAUAUUGUUGUAAACUGAAAUUAUAACAUAUAUUCCAGGUGUACUUGGUGAUCGUCAGUUUUCUUCAAAUUCAAUUGGGGUAUAUUAUCUGAGAAUAUAUGUCAAGGAUCGUUGAACGUAUCAACAGAUAUGACGUUUGUUACCUUUGUCAAUCCUAUUCCUUUUGAUACUGUCUUCUUGAACAGACUGUUCUCAACAUAGAAUCGCUAUUAAACGUUUGUACCACU